This is a messenger RNA of Conger conger (European conger), 1226 nucleotides long. It is a transcript of the gene pgls, whose product is annotated as 6-phosphogluconolactonase. Gene Ontology annotation, molecular function: 6-phosphogluconolactonase activity. The record is from RefSeq and is a predicted model, not a curated record. Gene Ontology annotation, biological process: pentose-phosphate shunt; carbohydrate metabolic process. The transcript is spliced from 6 exons. Lineage: Eukaryota; Metazoa; Chordata; Actinopteri; Anguilliformes; Congridae. Bases 89 to 853 code for a protein of 254 amino acids.
CGAAAAGGAAACUCUGCCGGAAGUAGCUUGCUGCAGCUGCCUUCGCGUGAUCUGCUCAACGUAGCUUACACUGUCAAACAAAAAAGACAUGUCCAGUCGUAGGGUCCUGGUGUUCCCAUCUGCAGCGGAGCUAGGUCCGGCGCUGGCUCGGCUGGUCACCGCGAGAGCAGAUCAGGCCUGUGGGUCGGCCAGGGGCCGCUUCUCCAUGGGUGUGUCGGGAGGCAGCCUGGUGGGCAUGUUGAGCAAGGAGCUGACCGCCUUGCCGAACCUGGACUGCAGCCGUUGGGUCGUGGGCUUCUGCGACGAGAGGGUGGUUCCUUUCAGUGACCCAGAAAGCACUUAUGGGCUGUACAAGGAUCAGCUUUUAUCCAAAGUCAAUAUUCCUGAGAGUGGAGUUCUGGCCAUCAACCCCACUUUACCUGUACAAGAGUGUGCAGAGGAUUACGCUCGCAAACUGAGCGAGAGCUUCCCUGGUGAAGCAAUCCCUGUAUUUGACCUGCUGCUCCUGGGGAUGGGCCCUGAUGGACACACCUGCUCACUCUUCCCAGAUCACCCCCUGUUGGAGGAGAGCCAGAAGACGGUGGCCCCCAUCAGCGACUCGCCCAAGCCCCCUCCUCAACGAGUCACCCUGACGCUGCCUGUGGUCAAUGCUGCCCGCUGUGUGGCCUUUGUGUCAACUGGGGGCAGCAAAGCCUCUGUGCUGAAGCGGGUCCUGGAGGGCGGGGAAGGCCCACUCCUGCCUGCAGCAAGGGUAACGCCCAGCAAGGGAGAGCUCCUCUGGCUCCUGGACGAACCAGCUGCAGCCGCCCUGACCCUCCAGGUGGAGAGACCAGCUUCUGGUGCACACCUCUAAAACACCACCAGGGGGAGCCAGAGAGAGGAACGUGGUAUCUGUAGCAAUGUUAGAAGCGUCCAAAGCACUUUGCAAAUUCUGAGAGAAAGCAAAUAUAAACUACUUGAAAUCAACACCGAAAAAACUUGUCGAGCUCGUGUAAAUUAUGUGUUGCACACAGCAGUGAAGCUUGUGGACCUUGUUACUUCCUGUAGACUUUAUUUCCCUGGUUUGCAAUCCAUCUGGUUGUUCAUUUGGCAAUUUGUUGGGAAGGUUCUGGAAAGAAUAGGCACUUAUUUUUCAAUCCAUUCCAAAUUUAUGAUUUUUUUUUAUAUAGGUUGUGUAGUAUUGAAAUGAGAGUGCUCUGGAAUAAACAACCAUGUUCGAAACUGUA